This is a messenger RNA of Phymastichus coffea, 4450 nucleotides long. Its product is annotated as protein artichoke. The transcript is spliced from 7 exons. Lineage: Eukaryota; Metazoa; Arthropoda; Insecta; Hymenoptera; Eulophidae. The record is from RefSeq and is a predicted model, not a curated record. Gene Ontology annotation, molecular function: protein binding. The coding region runs from base 192 to 4301 and encodes 1369 amino acids.
AGCUAUGCGCCACUAGUCGUCGCUCCGAGUCCCUGCGCGACGCCUCGUUUGCCGGGCGUGCGAGAGCCGAGACAAGUGAAGUGAGAUGAGACUGGCAGUUCGGCGCCAGGCGACAACGUAGACUGCCACGACCGGGAGGAGCAGCCGGAGGAGAGGACAACAACGAUCCGAUAGGAGAAAGCUGUCGAGAAAUGAACGCCCCGCGCUGCUCGGGGAGCCUGCCGCUGCCGCCGCCGCUGCUGCUGCUGCUGUUGCUGCUGUCGGCGACAACGUCGCUGGCGCUGGCGCACGACGCCCGAUGGCACCCGUGCGUGGAGGUGAAGCGCGACCUGCGCGUGCCGUGCCGAUGCGCGAUCACCGUGUCCGGCCUCAACAGGACCACGCUCGCGCUAGAGCUCGACUGCGAUCGCAUGAUACUGUCCGACGACGCGCUGGCCAAUCUCGAGGGCCAGCCCAUCAUCUCGUUCAGUCAGCGCGGCUGCGGACACCAGGAGCUGCCCGCCAGUACGCUGGCCGUGCUGCCGGACGGUCUGGAGAAGCUCGACCUCGGCGGCAACCUGAUUCAUCGCGUGAUGGAUCGCAAGCUGCAGGGUCGCACGAGCCUGCGCGAGCUGCGCCUGGCGAGCAACGCCCUGGGCGACAGCUUGAAUCCGAUAUUCUCGAGCUACGAGUUUCACGAGCUGUCGGGGCUGCGGCUGCUCGAUCUGCGAGACAACGGCAUUCGGAGCAUCGAGGAGGGGAUCCUCAAGGGCUGCAGCCAACUCGACGAGCUCUACCUGGACGGGAAUAGCCUGAGGCAGCCGCCGAUCGACUCGCUCAAGGGGCCCGCCGCCCUCAAGACGCUCGGCCUCGCCGGAAACGACAUCGCCACGAUACAACGAGGCGCGUUCUCGCCGCUGGCAGCGCAUUUGCAACGGCUCGACGUCAGCGGCAACGAGCUGUCGCACCUGGAGGACGGGGCGUUCUCGGGGAUGGCGGCACUCUCAUUCCUCAAUCUAUCCAACAACGAGCUGCAGCACCUGAACAGCGAUGUGCUCAAAGGGGCAUACAACCUCAAGCAGCUCGACAUAUCGUCCAACUUUUUGGAGCAAUUCCCGACCGAGGCGCUUCGCCACCAAAGAAUCCUUCAGUCGCUUAACUUUUCCAAUAAUCUAAUAACUGAACUCGAACGUGCGCAUCUGACGAGCGUGAGAAGCGUCGAGGUGUUGGACCUGAGCCGCAACAACAUCGGGCGCUUAGGCGUCAACACUUUCACCGAUCUCGCAUCCUUAGUUCGGCUUGACUUGAGCCUCAACGCCUUGCGCGCCAUCGAAGAGUCGGCGUUCGAAGGACUGCUCAACUUGAAGCGGCUGUCGUUGCAAGACAACAACAUACUCCUCGUGCCGUCGGCAGCACUGGCGCGCCUGCCGGCGCUGGUCAAUUUGCAGCUGGAUUACAACCGAAUCGCGGUAUUGUCGAGCGAGCUCGUUCACGCCAGUGCGCCUCGCCUCAUAACUUUCAGCCUGACACACAAUCUUGUGCGCGAGCUGCCAGCUCGGCUAUUCGCACACUUCGAUAAGCUCUUGAGCAUCAAUUUGUCCGACAACAUGAUACCACAUAUCAAUCCACAGACCUUCGUGGGUGUUGAGGACACGCUCAUUCAUCUUGAUCUUUCGUACAAUCGACUCGCCGCCGUCGGAGAGAUCCCGUUGCGGUGGCUGCAGUCGUUGAACCUGGCUGGCAAUCAUUUGAAAAAAGUCGCGCCGGAAACGUUCAAGCACCUCAAUCGGCUGUUGCACCUCAAUAUCAGCGAUAAUCCACUCUACGGCGGAUUUCCACCGCUGUUCCCGCGCUCCUUGCUCUCUCUGGACGUCUCCAGGACUGGCCUGCAGAUACUGCCGCCGGUUCUGCUGCUGAAUCUCCUGAAUCUCGAGAGAAUUUCGCUCUCCGGCAACAGGCUGCGCAAGAUCGGAGAGAACACGUUCAAGCACUUGUUCAAUCUCACCAGCAUCGACUUGUCGUACAAUCAGAUCGAGGAGAUUGAAACCGAAGCAUUCGUGGGAUUGAUCAAUCUUUAUAGCUUGAACCUUCGUCGCAACAAGCUGAGAGUCUUCGCUGGAGAAUACUUCAACACUGGCACAGGUUUGGAAUACUUGGACCUGUCCCAUAACCAAUUGGAGCAUCUGACGCCCACUUCGUUCCUGAUCCAUCCGAGACUAAAGCAAGUGAACCUUGCUGGCAAUCGUUUCUCUACUUUCCCAAGCGAAUUCGUCAAGAAUCUACAAUUCAUCGAGUAUCUGAAUCUGUCGGAUAAUCGCAUCAGCUCCAUCGGUGAGUUCGGUUUCGCUCAAAUAGCACGACUACGAGAGCUUGAUUUAUCGGGAAACCGGAUCGAAACUGUGGACGAGUUAGCAUUCCACAAUUCGACGCAACUGCAGCAGCUCGAUCUCUCCAGAAACCGACUGGAGAGCUUGAGCGAGAGGAUGCUCGAAGGCGUUCUCCGGCUGGAAAAGAUCGAUUUGAUGAACAACCGGUUGAAUUCGCUACCGGACAAAAUAUUCGACACUUCGAGAAUCCGCAGCUUGGAAAGCGUCGAUAUCUCGGGCAACAAGUUCAUCGAGAUCCCUACGGAGGCACUGAGAAAGCAGAUGUCUAAUCUCCUGAGUUUGAACGUCGCUCGUAAUCGCCUGUCGGAGGUAUUCAAUCAGGACAUCAUCGACACUGUCAAGGAGUUAGAUCUCUCGGAAAAUCCUUUGAGCGAAAACUCCAGCUUCAGAAUACUCAGCGAGGCGAAAGUGUUACGCUCGUUGAACAUGGCAUCUUGCGGGAUUCACAGAAUAUCGAAAGUGGAAGCGCCGUUUUUACGACGCCUCGAUUUGUCGCGAAACAAUCUGGACGUCAUCGAAUCGUCGGCUUUCGAGCGUACGACGAUGCUGGAGGAGCUGAACGUAUCAAAGAAUAAGCUGCCGACCGUGAGCAUGAUUGCGAAUGCGUUCGGUACACCCCCGAUGCUGAAGAGUCUCGACAUCUCGAGCAACGACAUCAAGGCCAUUAACGAGAGUUCUUUGCACGGAUUCGAGACUCUGAAAGAGCUGAAGAUCGUCGACUUGGAGAAUUGCACGAGGAUCGAGAAGAAUGCUUUCAAAUCGAUGACCAAACUCCGCAGGCUAGAAGCUCACAAUUACCCGAGACUGGGCUACUUCGACGUGCAGGGUAUCACGAAAGGCAUGAAUAGCUUGAAAGUGUUGGAUAUCGAGAUCAAGGACUUGAACGCGGGCAACGAGCAGUUAUCCGUGAGGAUGCAUCCGCGCCUGAGAUCCUUGAGUCUGAGAGGCGAUCGGCUGAAUAACGUCCUGUCCAGUUUGCUCGUUGGCAUUAAGGCGCAGCAGCUUUCGCUAGGAUUGAAGAAUACCUCGAUAGAGGCGAUCCCGUCGACGCUGUUGUUCCCCGUACCACGUUCGACCAAGAUCGAACUGAACGUGGCUGGCAGCAAAUUGAAAACGAUCCCACAGCAGCUCGCUGCGGUGUUCGAGGAGCGAAACAACGCUUUCCAAAUGAAGGGGCUCGACAUCCAAAUCAAGUGCGACUGCAGCGUCAAGUACUUGUGGAGGUGGAGCAAGAACGCCGCAAGCGCCAGCGACAAUUCCAUCGAGUGUACCGCUCCCGAGUCACUGAAAAAUCAAUCUCUGAACGACUUGUUGGAGGAUCAGCUGUCGUGCGAGCCGGAGAAAACGACUGUGUUUCAAACGGAGCACACCGAAGCGACUACCAAUGCAAGGAGGCCGUCGACGAGUAUGGAGCCGGAAAUCAUUUGGACCGUUGCUUCGGCUACUCAGAGUUCGAGGCAUCCGCAAAGCAACAACGGCGACAAUUUCAUGAACGUGUCGAUAGGCUCGAUAAACGGCACCGACGACACACUGAUCAUCGGAAUCGUCGGCGGCGUGGUGGCAUUCAUCGCGAUCGUCGUCAUCAUCAUCUGCAUUUGCCGGUUACGCUGGAGCAAUCAGAUGAACGAGGCGCAGAUGCACGCCACUAUGGCACCGAGUAUACACGAGGCGUCGAUGCUGCGACCAGCAAGCGUCUACAGUGGGAAAAUCAAUCAAGAUCUCUACGUCGGCUCCUACAACGGCUCGACCCUGGGUCACAGCAAAAACAACGCGGGCAUAUCGUUGCCAGCUACCCCUGUGCAGAUGCUACCGUUCGUACAACCUGUGCCAAUGAUUCAGCCGUCCGCGGCUGGCCAGCCGAUUUAUGGAUACUACGACGGAUCCGGUAUGCCCAUUUACAUUACAACCGCGUGCGAGACUAAGCAGGAAAGAUAAAACUGGAUUUAUACUUGUAUUAUUACGCUGAGAAUUCACUUAACUAUUUAGUUUUUAUGCAUAAUUUAUACAAGUAUAUUUUUAUUGCCUAUUGAUAUAUUUCGUAAGAAAGUAUUAUAGAUAAAGGUUGAUGAGUGUAUUGAACUUUA